ACAGCAGAUUGUCAUCUGACCUUUUUCAGAAGAUUUCCAUAAGUUCUGAAUGACCAACAUGUUAGGUGCAGAUAUACUUUAUACAGCUUACAUUUAUAGCAAUCAAUGAAGUAGUUUUGCUUAAUAAAUAUUUAUUACUUUAAAUAUUCAAAAUCUACACUACCAUUCAAAAGUUUGGGUUCAGUAAUAUAUAUGAAGAAUUAAGAUGCAAAAGCCGCUAAACGCCAUUUCCGUCAAAGAUGAAAUAAUGAUAUUGAGCGAAUGCUCUCCGCACAUAGAUACGUUCAUCAAAUACUUUCACUUAAAAUCCGCUAAAUCCCAGCGUCAGUCCAUUUAGAAAUGCCGCUAAACACCACUUCCCUUUGUCAGGAAAAGCCUCUAAAGCCCUGGUUAUACUUCGUUUUUUUUUACACGAAUGCUAGUGUACGCCACAGUCGAACGCACAGCCUUGGAACGUAUACUUCGUUUGACUCGUACACAUACACAUGCAGUUUUGAGUAAUCUCUCGCCACGAGUUACAACCCAUGUAAACAUAUUUGUAUUUUUUCAUGCUAGAGUUGUACAAAUAAGGGGACUUUCUAACCUCUUCACACAAUCUCUCAUCUAUGUAGGCCUCCAUUGUCGCUGUAGCUUGCAUGUGUUCCGUUCUGUUCUGUUUAUGCAGGUUUUCUUUGACUAUCUUGUGAAUCGACGCCCCCAGGGCAUGGUUGCCACCUUGUGGAUGAACUAAUUACUGCAAAAAAAAAUUUAAAUGCACAUGUGUGACCUGCGUGUACAAGUACGUGCGGUUGUGCACGUACUCUUCUAAAGACGAAAUUUGCGUCACGCGUAAAAAGUGAACUAUACUUGGCUUCAGUCCACAGAAGAAACAAUCAGAAGACACAAAUCAAAUCAUAUGAUUUCAAGAUGAAUGACCGUGUGUGUAUGAGCCGCUUUCAAUCGCCGAGCUGCAAGUGUUUAUCAUGUUUUGUCCAUCGUUACAGCGGCAAUGACAGGAUUUCACGAGUAGCAAGUGAACACAACAAUGUUCCUGUAAAACUGACAGAAACUGAAGUUUCUGGUCUUGUUGUCCAAAGAGGUGGACUUAGAGGUUUUUGCGAAAAAAAAAUUGUUAAGUGACUAAAGUGAUAUUUUUGAAAAUUAGGCAUUUUAAUAACUGACUAAUAAUCUUUUCAUGGCCAUUAAUGUGAACUGACUGAACCUAAAUGUAGGAGUCUGAUUUAAAAAAAAAAAAAAAAAAAUGCUAAUUUAAAAGAAAACAUGUCAGACGGACUUAGGGGUUUUUGCAGUGGAACUUUAUAUAUAUUUCAAAGAAUCCUGAAAAAAUGUAGCACAGUUUAAAAAAAUAAAAAAUAAAUAAGCAGAUUAAGAAAUGUUUUCAACAUUGCUAAUAAUCAUAAAAUGUUUCUUGAGCAGCAAAUCAUCAUAUUCGAAUGAUUUCUGAAGGAUCAUGUGACACUGAAGACUGGAGUAAUGAUGCUGAAAAUUCAGCUUUGAUCACAGGAAUAAAUUGCAUUGUAUAUUUCUACCAUAUUCCAAGCCUGAUAAAACCCACAACUUAUAUUCUCUAUAAUUGUAAUAAUAACUAAUUAUCAAACUUAAAACUAUAAUUGAUGAUAAUAAAAAAAAAAAAAAGCAUGUUAAGCUUUGUAACAGGUAAUGGAAACACUACUCCUACAAGUUUCUCAUGGUGAGGUCACUGUAUGUGGGUUCAUACUAAUAUCAUGCUGAUAAAUGGUUACAGUAAUCAUCCUCGUUCACCGGAAACUGUUACACGAGAUAUUAUUUUGAGGCUCAUGCCAACGCAAUGUUUACAGUAUGUUGUUUUGAUAUCAAUCUAAUCUAGACCACAUCUUUUUUUUUUUUUUUUGGUAGAACUAUCUUCUGUAUUUUAGAUUACAUUAGUUGUACCAGUGAGUAACAUCACAACAUUGACUCUUACUGUAAGCUUCUUCUUUCAGUUUUUGUCAGUUGGUUCGUCAGAUGGGCAUUCCCGUUACAUAUAUAUAUACUGUGGUCGAGCUCUGGAGCUUAUGCUUCAUUUAAAAUAAAUCAUUUUAUUAUUUUUUAAACAAUAAGAGGUGUCAAGUAAAAGUUAAUUUUGAAUUUUUUAACCAUCUUUUGAGAUCAUAUCAAACUUAUUUCCUGGAGGAUGACGCUAGCAGGCUUUUUUAUUUUGAAGUGACUGAUUUAAGUACGCUUUGUUGUGGUAAUGUGUUAAAAGAAAAUCCCCUGCUUUUGAGCAUCGUGCUUAAAAGCACAAAAACGCGCCGAUGAUGCCAAAAUAGGUGUCCUAGAUAUGCAGCUCUCACCGUGUUUAGAGGCAUAGUUUUCUUUUUUCUUUUUUUUUAAUCUUCUCUCAUUUAUUCAAAGUGCCUUAUUUGAACCCGCUGUCGAAGAAAGCAGAAGUGCGAUGAUCACGUGGUCGAUUGUCGUGUUGAUGUGUAGCGCGCGCUGCCCCGUCCUUCAUCAGUACACACGCUGCUCUGAGGGUCUGUCAUGAGCUCUGCUGUCAGAUGAAGAGUGAAUACAUUCAUAACAGAUAUGAUGCAUGAAACCACCAUGACACAGGGCGUCAUGCCAACAAUGAACCAAAGUGUGAAGAUUUGUCAGAUAUCGUAUCAGGAGGACCGUAUUCCUCUGAUGGUGCUCUACAUUGUGGUUUUUAUCAUCGGCCUGCCAGCCAACUUGGUCACCGUCUACCUCACCCUCCACCAGGUGUGUCGUAAGAACGUCCUCGGCAUCUACCUGCUCAGCCUGUCCCUGUGCGAUCUCACGUACCUCUUCACGCUGCCCAUGUGGACGGUGUAUGUCAGUAGAGACCACGAGUGGCCCUGGAGCUCCAUGGCCUGCAAAGUGACCGGCUUUGUGUUCUUCAACAACAUGUACAUCAGCAUCUUCCUGCUCUGCUGCGUGUCUAUCGACCGCUAUGUGGCUGUGGUCUAUGCGAUAGAAUCUCGCGGUCUCCGCCAGAAGCGAAUUGCAGCUCUUGUAGCGUUUUCUAUCUACAUGGUAGUGGGCUUGAGUCACAUGCCCGUCUUCAUCAUGCGUGAAGGGGAAGUUGCCGAAAAGAGUCGCCGCUGUUUCGAGCCCAGCCACAGCUCAGAGUUGGUUAUGGCAUUCAACUACGCUCGGGUUUGCAUAGGCUUUUUUAUCCCCCUCGCAAUCCUGAUCUUCACCAACAGGGCAAUACUUGCAAACGUGCAGGCAAGCACGGGCCUCCAGCCCCAUCAGAAAGAAAAGGUGCGCUACCUGGCUGUGGCGGUGGUGGCGCUGUUUUUGAUCUGUUUUGCGCCGUACCACAUUAUAUUGCUCGUGCGCGCCAUCACCUUCCACUUCCCCCAGCUGCGGGAGCAGUGUCACUUUGAAAAGCACAUCUACACGCCCUACAAAAUCUCUUUGGGACUGUCAACUUUCAACAGCGCCAUCAACCCCAUUCUUUACGUGCUCUCCAGCAACAAUAUCCGUCAGGAGAUCAGGAGAGGCAUGGCGUCGCUGUGUAACAGAGUCAACUCAAGUCAGCACUCGACACACAGUAGCCAGCACAACAUGCACAGCUCCAAAAGCAAUUCAGACCCUGUCCCAGCAAAGGGCAAUGAAAUGAGAACUUGUUCCAUGCCAUGCUGAAAUUGUAGAAGCAUUGGAUAUUUUUUGCUUGACGUUGGACCUUAAAGGUGACCUAUAAUGCCCCUUUUACAAGAUGUAAUAUAAGUCUCUGGUGUGUCCAGAAUGUGUCUGUGAAGUUUCAGCUCAAAAUACCCCACAGAUCAUUUAUUAUAGCUUGUCAAAUUUGCCCCUAAUUGGGUGUGAGCAAAAACAUGCCGUUUUUGUGUGUGUCCUUUUAAAUGCAAAUGAGCUGCUGCUCCCGGCCCCCUUUCCAGAAGAGGGCGGAGCUUUAACAGCUCACGCUUUGGUUGCUCAACAACAACAAAGCUGGAGAAUCUCACGCAGCCAAAAUGAGGAUUGUCAGUAACGGUGUUCAGCCUUACAUUGUUCAAACCGGAGUCGACACUGAUGGAGAGACUCAGGAAGAAGUUACAACUUUUAGAAUGAAACUGGACGUUUCUGAAUGGUUAGUGGAUAAAUUUAUGUAGUUGCUGUGGAGUUGAUUCAACUCAUCGACUAGCAUGUGUCGUCAUGUUAAUCUUUUGUGCAAAUCCAGCGUUGAAUUGACCCUCGUUUUUGAAGCAGUCCGGUGUAAAAUGACGGCAGGGUAACAACACUCUACUACAACCAGGGUUGCCAGGUUUUCACAAAAAAUCCGCCCAAUUGCUACUCAAGACUAGCCCAAAACUAGCCCAAUCGCGUUUUAAGGGGGAUCCCCCAGUAAAAAUUGCAGGGGCUAAAUAUGUUAUUUGGGGUCGCUUCAACCUGUGGACAUGAAAAUCAACCCGUGGACAUGAAAAUCAACCUGUGGCAACAGUGAUAAAGUAGCCCAAUUCCGCGGGAAAACCGAGGACUUGGCAACACUGACUACAACAACUCUUCCUCUUCGCUAAAGCAGCCCAACAUGGCCUCACCCCCUUUGUUGUGAGUUUUCGGGGACGGGGUUUAUGUAAAUUCUGGGGUUUGUGAUGUCACUAACCCUGGAAGAAGCUCAUUGUAGUCCCUACCAGCCGUUUGUUGUAGAAAAGCGAUUUCUGUAAAAGAAAAUAUCUCCCUUUGCAUUGAACUUUAAGAGUCGUAUCUUUGCAGAUGUUGUUUAUGAUCAAACAGCAACAUUGCACACUAACUAAAGUUAAAAAAGUGAAAUCGUAAUCAACCACCCCUUGAAGUACAAACCCGGGAUGGGAAAAAGUCAAGGUGCAGAUUUGUUUGUUUUGUAAAUCCAAUGAGAACAAGGUGUAUCACAAAAAUCAGAAGUGAGUUUCCUGUUGUUGGGCUAUAAACGGUGAGAAUCUCACGAUAAGAUCAUCUCUGGGUUUUCACACCUUCUAAUCUCUUCCGUCGUAGAAUAUGUGAUCUGCAGCUUCUGAAAGUCUUGCAGUGGACUCAUCUUGAGCAUAUUUCUCCAAAUUGUUGAGAAGCUCAAUAUAGUUUUGCAGAUACACAGGAAGGGGCCUAACUCAAAUUUACAGCGACUCGCCACACUUGGUUUUGUUUUUACAUGGCCUUUAUCUGGAAUCAGUGAUAUCACAAUAAUAACUGAUACUAUAUGUUCACAAAACAAAAUAUUAGCAAAAAAUGUGUAGAAAAUUUUGAGAAUUUCUGCACAUCCAAAUGGUAUGAAUGGCAAUGCAUCUGCAGACAUAAUCUGGAAUAACAUUUAAUUUACCUCAAAAUUAAUGUACCUCAAAACUCUGAAUAUCUUUCAAAGAUUUGAUGCCACAAACAGACAAAUCCAGUGACUGGUUCGUUGUAGCAGCUCAGUACCUUGUAAACAUGACUUCUGAUUCCAAGUGAGUUGGUGAAAAUGUGCAAAUGGAAUCCCAGAAGUUGUAUCAAGCCAGCCAAUCAGAUUAGAGCUUGCUAUUUUGGCAAGUGUUUGCCAUUUUUUUGUGUGUGCAGUAAAGCAUCAAAUGGUCGGUGGAUGGUCUGUAGGAUAAUGUCCAAAACAGACUGUUUCAAACGACAUACAUUAUCACUGUUUUCAUUCUGAAAUAAUUUACUGUAACACAGUACAUGUAAAUGUGUAGGCGUUAAAAGUGCAUGCCUUUUAGUGAUAGCAGUGUUGUUCGUCAAGUACAUGUAUAUAAUUACUUAAAUUAUUGUUUUUUAUAGGAUUUUAUAAUGGAUGUGUUUUGCAUUAUGUUGAAUUUUGUUUGUUUGUUUUCAUGUUUUUUUAACGAAUGUCAAUUUCAAGGACUCGGUACAUAAUCUAUUGUAUUAUUUUUCAAGCUUUUUUAGGUGUAACACUUAUUUUGCUUGAUUUUCCCAUUUGUCCUAUUUUCCCAAGUCUCAUUUGUAAAUUAGACUUUAAUCAUUUGCAGUCAAGCCUUUCUCAUACAGUCACCAGUAAAUUAUGAUGCCCAUUUUUGCACAUAAUGCUAUUCUUUUAAGAAACUGUAAGCUUGAGCAAGAUUACAAGAGCGUAACAUAAUUAUAUCAACUCAGCAUAAACUAGCUAUACUGGAAAAACUGUUCUUAAAAACAAAUGUUUCAUAUGUGUGACAUUCUCAGGACACAAUAAAAAAUAAUUUAAUUGAGUAAUAUGAUAAUUCAGCAUUAAAUAUUGAAAACGG
Molecule: messenger RNA, 6182 nt
Organism: Ctenopharyngodon idella (grass carp)
Lineage: Eukaryota; Metazoa; Chordata; Actinopteri; Cypriniformes; Xenocyprididae
Gene: gpr132b
Product: G protein-coupled receptor 132b
Exons: 2
Coding region: 2545-3627 (360 amino acids)
Biological process (GO): G1/S transition of mitotic cell cycle; G protein-coupled receptor signaling pathway; negative regulation of G2/M transition of mitotic cell cycle
Cellular component (GO): membrane
Molecular function (GO): G protein-coupled receptor activity
Source: RefSeq, a predicted model, not a curated record